Messenger RNA from Sesamum indicum (sesame), 1230 nucleotides. RefSeq lists its product as uncharacterized. The record is from RefSeq and is a predicted model, not a curated record. Lineage: Eukaryota; Viridiplantae; Streptophyta; Magnoliopsida; Lamiales; Pedaliaceae.
AAAGUGAAUCCAUAAUGGCAAUCUCGAAAGACAAGAGAAGUCGCUGAUUGGAAAGGGCGACAACGGAUUUUGAGAAACACGGGCGCCGUCGGUACUAAUUGGACGUGGCGAUUGGUCAUUCCAUCAUUACAUUAGUGGAUCAGUUCGUUAGGGUUCUUGACAGUUGAGCUCGAUUAACUGCUGCUUUUUGUAUAAAUAUGCUUGUGGAGAUGGAAAUCAGCGUCUGAAAGCUCGUUCGUGAAAUCCAUUUGCACUUCAUCAAGAAAAUGGGUGAAGCCCUUUUCGAUCUCGAACAUGUUCUUCGCUCAAAAAAGGAGCAAUUGACACUGGAAGAAGCAAAUGUAUUGCUGCAAUGGAGGGCUCAGGCUAUGAGAGACUUCACAGUUGGUUUCGGUGGUGGUUCAAUUGUUACUUGGCUAGCGACCCAAAGGCUACGUUAUCUACUCCGCCUUAACAUUACACUGGGGGCUGCUGCUGCUUGUGGAUUCUGGAGAGUUGGUAGGUCCGUUGAAUCAUCUGUUGAACAUAUUCUUUCACUGGAAGGGACUCGGAUACAGAGAGAGUUGGCAAACAUAAUGUUGAUGAAGUAUCACAAUGAUCCAUGGGUGAUGCAGCGUCUCUCAAAGCAUUUUUACUCAGAAGAAGUUUAUGACGAUUCAUCAGUAGACAGGCCAACACUUAGGUGGCGUUUCCGUAACUUUUUUGGAGAUCCUGUUACUCGUUCCGAGAGUACAUCCUACAGGGACGAAACUGAUUCUCAGAAUAAUGAUGUCAAGAAAACUACAACCGAGCCAAAGCACGUUAAUGUGGAUACUGCCUGGGACAUUAUGGAGAACCCAUUUGAUCUCAUUUUUGGGCAACCUGGAGAUGUCGAAACUGUUCCUCAUGCUGAUACCCCCAGCGUAUCAUCUUUGAGACAGAGGCGUAGAGAGAGACGAGCUCGUCGUAGGCAUAGGAGGCAUCAUCAAGAUGAAUCUGAUGUUUGAAAUUCCUGAAGAUUCUGUCUCCAUUAAUUUGAAAAAUAACGAAGUUGGAACCUUGUCGUUCUGCAUCAGCGCUUGCUGAACUUUCAGCUAUGUCAGGUAACAUUGAAACUCUGUUAUGACCAUUUGUAUGAAAUAUUUAUAGCAUUUGUAAAACCAUGUGGAUUACAUGUUACUUGUCUAAGUCUUGAAGGAGAGAAUUCCCUUUUUUUCUUUUCUUUAGUCAGAAAAUAUAUCUUUUGCUUCA